Messenger RNA from Trichechus manatus latirostris (Florida manatee), 3371 nucleotides. RefSeq names its product zinc finger protein 699-like. The record is from RefSeq and is a predicted model, not a curated record. Gene Ontology annotation, molecular function: DNA-binding transcription repressor activity, RNA polymerase II-specific; RNA polymerase II cis-regulatory region sequence-specific DNA binding. NCBI's taxonomy places the organism in Eukaryota, Metazoa, Chordata, Mammalia, Sirenia, Trichechidae. Gene Ontology annotation, biological process: regulation of transcription by RNA polymerase II. The transcript is spliced from 3 exons. Gene Ontology annotation, cellular component: nucleoplasm. The coding region runs from base 1203 to 2951 and encodes 582 amino acids.
CAAAUGUGAGAAAACCUUGGAGUGGGGUGUCCACAGUGUUGGUGUGUAAGUCUGUUUUCUAGGAUGCACAAGUAGUGUAACAGCUAAAUCCUCUGCACAUCAUUGAACUUACUAGAAAAUGUGGAUCUUAAUCUCUUACUCAUGGUCAGCAAACACAAGGGCAUGCUAUUCUGAUUCUUCAAAGAUUGGGCUCUUUGUCAUCUUAUGACAUUACUGUGUGUCCGGGUGUCUGGGUGUGUGUUGAAGGGAGAGUCACUCAUAAUUGCUGUACAGUAGCUUUGGGUCUCAGAGUUUGAAAAUUGUGAUGAUUUCUAGAUUCUCUUGUUUCCUGUCUCUCAGCUGAUCUCCAUUUACCUUUGCAAUACCCUUGUCUGUCUCCAUGAAGGAAUAGAGUGCAUGACAGUGCUCCUGUAGACUUAUUGAGAAGUAGGUGAGAGACGUGUAAAAAUUUGCAGUUGCUCAAAAUAAUAAUUUCAACAGAUAGUCCUGUCAGCCCCUGAUCACCUGGAUUUCUUUAAGAAAAUAUGACAAGCUCAGGGCCUUGGGUUGGGUUGCCCCUUUCUGCAGGCCACUGGGCCCCCCCGGGCUCAUGAGGGGCAAAAGGAAAAACUAACCAGUCCUGCCGUGUUUCCCAGUCGUUAACAUUUAAUCCUGCUUUCACCUGUGUUUCAUGUUUUGUUAGAUAUUCUGCUGGGUCCUGUGAAGGAGGUGAGUUUUUUUUCACAAGGAAAAGAUGAUCUGAAUGUGGAAAUAGGGCUUUCACUGUAGAGCAUUUUUCCAGUUGAUGCUAUUUGUUCUGACUGUUCUAGAACAUAACGGUAGAGAGGAAUGAGACUACAGUUUGUCACAGUCAUACUGUGGAGAGAGAAGUUGAUUGUGUUGUAAGUUUUGUUAAGUCUGAGACAGGCUGCAGUCUGUGAGAAAGCAAAUGUAGAUAGUGAUGGGAUGAGGCUGAUGGCUGAACCCUAGAGUAGACCUUAAUAGAACACAAAACCUUUGUCUCAUCCUCAUGAAAUGUCAGUUCCUCAGGACUCUCAGCCUCACCAUUCCUUUCACACACAUUGGAGUACAUGGUACCUUACUGAAGCAGAAUAUGUGGAAAUUUUUAGGACUCAGUGGCUGUUGAGGAUGUGGCUGUGGACUUUACUCAGGAAGAGUGGGCAUUGCUGGAUCUUUCUCAGAGGCAACUCUACAGAGAUGUGAUGAUGGAAAUCUUCAGAAGCCUGGCCUCAGUAGCCUCUCAAAACCUUAUUGAUGGAGGAAAGCUAUCCACUGAAAAUAUAAUAGUACGAUUCAUGAAAAAUGACACCUGGUCCUCGAUGAUAGGAGAGAUCCACGAAUUGCAUGGCACUGAAGGUCAGGAUAACCACCAGAAAACACAUGUGAGCAUGCUGCCUAUUUUUAACGGAAGGCAUUUGUUAGAGAACCUCUGUGAAAAUAAUGAAGACAAUCAGAUUUUCAGCCAGAUUCCAAAUCUUUCUUUGCUGAAAAGGACUCCUAUGGAAGCAUAUCCUUCUGAAUGCCUUGAGUCUGGAAAAUCCUUGAUGAACCAUUCAACACUUAAGCAUCAUACGAAGUCUCACACUGGAUGCAGUGCCUAUCAGUGUAAGCAAUGUGGAGAAGCCUGUAGUCCCUCUUACCUGAGCACUGCUGUGGGAACUCUUACUGGAGAGAAAUCCUAUGAAUGUAAGCAAUGUGGCAAAGAUUUUUGCCAUUCUUCAGACCUCACUAUACAUAAGAGAAUUCGUGGUGGAGAGAGGAUUUAUGUAUGUAAGGAAUGUGGCAAAGCCUAUAGUUACUCCUCAUACCUCACUAUACAUAUGAGAACUCACAGUGGUGAGAGACCUUAUGAAUGUAAGGAAUGUAGCAAAGCCUUUAGUUUGUCCUCAAACCUCACCAGACAUAUGAGAACUCACAGUGGAGAGAGACCUUAUGAAUGUAAGGAAUGUGGCAAAGCCUUUCACUGGUCCUCACACCUCACCAGACAUACGAGAACUCACAAUUCAGAGAGACCUAAUGAAUGUAAGCAAUGUGGCAAAACCUUUCAUCGGUCCUCACACCUCGCUUCACAUAUAAGAACUCACGGUGAGAGGUCUUAUGAAUGUAAGGAAUGUGGCAAAGCCUUCCAUCGGUCCUCAUACCUCACCAGACAUAUGAAAACUCACAAUGCAGAGAGACCUUAUGAAUGUAAGGAAUGUGGCAAAGCCUUUAGUCAGUCCUCACACCUUACUUUACAUAUAAGAACUCACAGUGGUGAGAGGCCUUAUGAAUGUAAGGAAUGUGGCAAAGCCUAUAGUCGCUCUUUAAACCUCACUGAACAUAUGAGAACUCACUGUGGAGAGAGACCUUAUAAAUGUAUGGAAUGUGGCAAAACCUUCUGUUACUAUUCAAGCCACACUGUACAUAUAAGAACUCACAGUGGUGAGAGGCCUUAUGAAUGCAAGGAAUGUGGCAAAGCCUUUAGUCGCUCCUCAAACCUCACUGUACAUUUGAAAACUCACUGUGGAGAGAGACCUUAUGAGUGUAAGGAAUGUAGCAAAGCCUUUAGUUUGUCCUCAAACCUCACCAGACAUAUGAGCACUCACAGUGGAGAGAGACCUUUCGAAUGUCAGGACUGUGGCAAAGCCUUUCGUCGGUCCUCAUACCUCACUUCACAUAUAAGAACUCACAGUGGUGAGAGGCCUUAUGAAUGUAAGGAAUGUGGCAAAGCCUUUCGUGAGUCAUCACACCUCACUGCACAUAUUAAAACUCACAGUGGAGAGAGACCUUAUAAGUGUACGGAAUGUGGCAAAACCUUUCGUCAGUCCUCACACCUCACUGCUCAUACGAGAACUCACAGUGGUGAGCGGCCUUAUGAAUGUAAGGAAUGUAGCAAAGCCUUUAGUCGGUCAUCACUACUCACUACACAUGUAAGAACUCACAGUGGUGAGAGGUCUUCUGAAUGUAAGUAAUACAGAAAGCCUUUCGUCAGUCAUCAACCAUCACUAGACACGAGUUCACAGUGGAGAGAGGCCUUCAGUAAGUAUGUGGGAAAGCCUUUAGUCUUCAGUGCUUGCUGAACAUAAGUAACCGCACAGUGGGAGAGACUUUAUGAAUGUAAGGAAUGUGGAAAAGCAUUUAGUUGCUUCUUAUCCCUCGAUGAAUACGUAAAAUAUCACCCUGGAGAGAAACAUUUUUUAUAUAUAGAAUGUGGGAAAUUCCGUUGUGAUUCCUGAAACCUCAGUAAUCAUAAAAAUUCAUGGCUUAGGCUUUAUAAAUGUAAGCAGUUUUUCCAUGUAUAUGAAUUAUUAUGAUGAAACAACCGAUACUUAAUUGCAGACAUUCACUUCACCCUUUAUGCUCCUACAAAUAAGGUCAGUUUCCUACCAGAA